Chelonus insularis is the source of this 605-nucleotide messenger RNA. RefSeq names its product 5-hydroxyisourate hydrolase. The record is from RefSeq and is a predicted model, not a curated record. Gene Ontology annotation, biological process: purine nucleobase metabolic process. Gene Ontology annotation, molecular function: hydroxyisourate hydrolase activity. NCBI's taxonomy places the organism in Eukaryota, Metazoa, Arthropoda, Insecta, Hymenoptera, Braconidae. The transcript is spliced from 3 exons. The coding region runs from base 154 to 507 and encodes 117 amino acids.
CAUCGAAAGCUUACGAUAUCUUAAUAUUCUCCAAUCUUUGACCUUAUAUUAUCGAAUCGUGGCAAGUGUAUGAAUCAAACAGUGACCUUUAAUUUGACAUCGUGAUGAGAGUUUAAAAGAAAACUACGGGAAAAUUUAUUUGGUCUCAGGAGAAUGGAACAACCUCACAUCUCAACACAUGUACUUGAUACAAGCCAAGGAGUUGCAGUCUCGAACCUUCAUGUGUGUCUCUACAAGAAGGUUGAUGAUAUCUGGAUUGUUGUUAGUGAAAGCCAAACAAAUUUAAAAGGACGAUGUUCGGAUUUUUUGGAAAAAGCUGGACAAUCAUUAACUGCAGGAUGUUAUAAAUUCAUUUUCAAUGUGGGAGAUUAUUUUUCUGCUACCCAGAGGUUAUCUUUUUAUCCAACAAUUGAAAUAAUAUUUGAUAUACAAAAUCCUGGUGAACAUUACCAUAUACCACUUCUGUUGAACCCUUUUGGAUUCAGUACUUAUCGAGGAACUGCAUAAAAUACGGGAAGUCCUUCUGGGCUAUCGUAAGCAAGUUUUCCUUUAACAACACGAACUGGUUUACCAUCAACUUCUUUAAUAUCUUCUGUUUCUUCUCU